Molecule: messenger RNA, 449 nt
Organism: Lagenorhynchus albirostris (white-beaked dolphin)
Lineage: Eukaryota; Metazoa; Chordata; Mammalia; Artiodactyla; Delphinidae
Gene: FATE1
Product: fetal and adult testis expressed 1
Exons: 3
Coding region: 81-449 (122 amino acids)
Biological process (GO): negative regulation of mitochondrial calcium ion concentration; negative regulation of apoptotic process
Cellular component (GO): mitochondria-associated endoplasmic reticulum membrane contact site; mitochondrial outer membrane; endoplasmic reticulum
Molecular function (GO): ubiquitin protein ligase binding
Source: RefSeq, a predicted model, not a curated record
UCAUCAUCUGGCGGUGUCAGCUGCAGAAGGCCACCCGUCAUCACCCCUCAUAUGCUCAGAACCGCAACCCGGAGGCAGAUAUGGUCGCUGAGAUUGGCCUGGAAGAACUAAAUGGACUGGAGAUGGAGGUCAUGAGAAGACAGCUGCCCGUGAUCACCGGUCUGCGCGCCGUGGAGGACCAGGGUGCCGCCUGGCGCCACAGGGAAGCCGUGUUCUUCGCCAUGCUGUUGCCUACCUGCAACGCCAACCUCUGGCUGUGGAUGCACCAGUGGUGCUUCGUGCCGACCCGCCGUGCAACUGGAGCCCUUCCCCCCUCCCCUUCUUCUCUUCUCUCCCUCGGCCACCCCUGCCCAUCCUCCUUCCAGCUCUCAGCAGCCAUUUCCCAACUCUGCCUGAGAGAAGCCCUAGCUGCUGGAAGGUGGAGGAAGUGUGGAAUCCCAAAGGUCUGA